UCGCGCCGUGAAUCCCAACUACCAUCCAUCAAAACCUCGGCGUCUCCGCGCCUCUCUCUCUCUCUCUUCAGGGCGCGGCGCGGUUUUCUGCGAACUGCUGAAACUCUAACCUCCAUUUCCUUCUCGGCUCACCACUCUUCCUUUCUCAUUUCCCUUCCAUUCGAUAUGCCAUCAAUGGCGCUUCACUUCGCCACCUCCUCCUUCGCCGCCGCUGCGGCCGGCAACUCCAUUUCCUUCUCUUCAUCCCUUUCCUCCUCCCUACCCACCCUCCCCAGCCGCUGUCUACUCCGGCGCCGCCGCCCGACUCGCAUCGCAACAGUACGCGCCAAGAUCCGCGAGAUUUUUAUGCCGGCGCUCAGCUCCACCAUGACCGAGGGCAAGAUCAUCUCCUGGAUCAAGACCGAGGGCGAUCGCCUCUCCAAGGGCGAGAGCGUCGAGUCGGACAAGGCCGACAUGGAGGUCGAGACCUUUUAUGACGGAAUUCUAGCCUCCAUCGUUGUACCUGAGGGCGAGAUCGCCCCCGUCGGGGCUCCGAUCGGUCUCCUUGCCGAGUCCGAGGAAGAGGUUGCCCUAGCCAAAGCCAAGGCGCAGUCUCCCUCGCAAUCCCAGCAGGCUCCUGUUUCUGCUCCUCCCCCGUCUCCGGUUGCAGCCGCUCCCAUCCCUUCUCCCUCUCCAUCGCCGGUGUCAGCUGAGGGACCGAGGAAAUUGGUAGCCACGCCCUACGCGAAGAAGCUCGCGAAGCAGCAUAAGGUGGAUAUUGGCUCUGUGGUGGGUACUGGGCCCUAUGGGAGGGUCACUCCUCAGGAUGUGGAGCUGGCUGCCGGGAUCCAGACUAAGAAGCCUUCUCCGACUCCUGCGGCAGCUCCGACUCCUGUGUCAAAAGGCGCCGCAGUUGCUCCGCUUGCUGAGAAAGCUGUUUUGCCUCCAAUCCCGGGCUCAACAGUGGUAUCCUUCACGACAAUGCAGGCAGCAGUGUCGAAGAACAUGUUGGAAAGUUUAUUGGUUCCCACAUUUCGGGUUGGAUAUCCAGUUAUCACUAAUGCACUUGAUGCACUUUAUGAAAAGGUUAAGUCAAAAGGGGUGACAAUGACUGUUCUGUUGGCAAAGGCUGCAGCUAUGGCACUUGCACAGCAUCCAGUUGUUAAUGCUAGCUGCAAAGAUGGGAAGAGCUUCAGUUAUAAUAGCAACAUCAAUAUUGCAGUGGCCGUGGCAAUUGAUGGUGGGCUUAUAACUCCUGUUCUCCAAGAUGCUGAUAAACUGGAUAUCUAUCUUCUUUCUCAGAAAUGGAAGGAACUUGUGAGCAAAGCUCGAUCUAAACAGCUCCAGCCCAAUGAGUACAAUUCAGGAACAUUUACUCUAUCGAAUCUUGGGAUGUUUGGAGUAGAUAGAUUUGAUGCUAUUCUCCCUCCUGGUCAGGGGGCUAUUAUGGCUGUUGGAGCAUCCAAGCCAACAGUUGUGGCGGGUGCGGGUGGUUUCUUUUCUGUAAAGAAUAAAAUGCUGGUUAAUGUGACAGCAGAUCACCGGAUUAUUUAUGGUGCGGAUUUAGCUGCUUUCCUUCAGACAUUUUCAAAGAUAAUUGAAAAUUCUGACAGCUUAACUCUGUAAGAGCAUCGCUGGAUCAUCUGGUUCUGAUGCAGAUUUCCAGCUGAGCGGAACUUCUGUCACUUCAGCAGGUUUUGCUGCUGAAAAUUUUAAAUUUUUUUUUUAAUGUUGUAUCUUCAAUUUUUUCCUUAUGUUUUUAAUGUAGAAACGAGGUGAAAGAGCACAUCGCAAACCUUUUUUUUGCUAUUUUUUAUAUAUUUCAAGGUACAUUUUUCAUAAUAAAAA
Messenger RNA from Phalaenopsis equestris, 1827 nucleotides. Its product is annotated as dihydrolipoyllysine-residue acetyltransferase component 4 of pyruvate dehydrogenase complex, chloroplastic. The record is from RefSeq and is a predicted model, not a curated record. NCBI's taxonomy places the organism in Eukaryota, Viridiplantae, Streptophyta, Magnoliopsida, Asparagales, Orchidaceae. Gene Ontology annotation, biological process: pyruvate decarboxylation to acetyl-CoA. Gene Ontology annotation, cellular component: chloroplast thylakoid; pyruvate dehydrogenase complex; chloroplast envelope. Gene Ontology annotation, molecular function: dihydrolipoyllysine-residue acetyltransferase activity.